CUUGCAAAGCUAGUUACCCAGGCAACCCGUGCUUAACAAAUUCAGUUCUCAGUUCGAAAAAAGUAAACAAAUAUUUUCAAUGGAGGGAACCUUAAAGGAGGAUUGGAAGAUAACGUCGGAGGAGCUCAUCCGUCUGCGGGAGAGCUGCCUGCAGUGCAUCCGUGAUGGGGAACUCUACGAGCUGCGCAACGAUGCCAAGCUGCGGGCUGUCUAUAGCACCCAGACCUACGAGGAAUUCAAUAGACGCAGCUCAUCUUCGCCCAGUGUCCAGGAGCGAUAAGGCCAACGCGAAGACGAAGAACCGCCUUUGGAACUCGGCCGCCCGAGAUUGAUUGAUCUUUGAAUUUUUGCCCAAUAAAGAAGAAAGCUCUGAGUUAUAA
Molecule: messenger RNA, 380 nt
Organism: Drosophila biarmipes
Lineage: Eukaryota; Metazoa; Arthropoda; Insecta; Diptera; Drosophilidae
Product: coiled-coil domain-containing protein 103-like
Exons: 2
Coding region: 80-280 (66 amino acids)
Biological process (GO): epithelial cilium movement involved in extracellular fluid movement; inner dynein arm assembly; determination of left/right symmetry
Cellular component (GO): outer dynein arm
Source: RefSeq, a predicted model, not a curated record